GAUCACCCAUCCUGGAAGAUCUGCAUCGUUAAAAAAGCUUACUACAGCUUUUCCAUCUCUCUUACAACCGAAGGAAGAGGAAAAAAAAAUCCUCGCGUGCCGCUGUUUAAUGCUGCUGCGCACGUUAGUCAACCUCCAAUGAGUCCUGGGUCCUGGCCUUCCGCACGCGCUUGGAAGAGCUCAGUGAGGUUCACUCUUGGGAAGCAAUCAUCUUUAGCGCCAGACAGCCACCAGAAGGAUUCAGGCACAGAACCGGAAGAAUUGGAAGAGAUCGAACCUGGUGUGCGGCUAAUGUAUUCGGCCAAUGAGGGCAAUUUGGAUGGGAUUCGUGAACUCUUGGAUUCGGGCAUUGAUGUUAAUUUCCGUGACAUCGAUAACCGGACUGCGCUUCAUGUUGCUGCUUGCCAAGGCAAUGCGGACGUGGUUGCUCUGUUGCUCGAUAACGGGGCCCAGGUUGACACCAAAGACCGAUGGGGGAGCACGCCUCUCGCUGAUGCUAUAUACUAUAAAAACCAUGAAGUGAUCAAACUUUUGGAGAAACAUGGUGCAAAGCGUCCGAUGGCUCCCAUGCACGUCAAUCAUGCCCGUGAAGUCCCAGAAUAUGAAAUUAAUCCUGCUGAGCUUGAUUUUACUAACAGUGUAGAAAUAACUAAGGGAACCUUUCGUAUAGCAUCAUGGCGUGGAAUUCAAGUUGCUGUUAAAAGGCUUGGGGAGGAUGUGAUUUCUGAUGAGGAGAAAGUGAAAGCAUUCGGAGAUGAGCUUGCUUUGCUUCAGAAGAUACGACAUCCAAAUGUGGUCCAAUUUCUGGGAGCUGUUACCCAAAGUAGUCCUAUGAUGAUUGUGACAGAAUAUCUACCCAAGGGAGAUCUUUGUGCAUUCUUGAAAAGAAAAGGAGCAUUGAGAAUAGGAACAGCUGUGAGGUUUGCACUUGAUAUCGCAAGGGGAUUGAAUUAUUUACAUGAGAACAAACCACCAAUAAUUCACCGUGAUCUCGAGCCUUCAAAUAUAUUGCGGGAUGAUUCUGGACAUCUCAAAGUUGCAGAUUUUGGAGUUAGUAAGUUGCUUACAGUAAAAGAAGACAAGCCUCUACUUUGUCAAGAUGCUUCUUGUCGAUAUGUGGCCCCAGAGGUUUUCCGAAAUGAAGAAUAUGACACCAAAGUUGAUGUCUUUUCCUUUGCUUUAAUUUUACAAGAGUUGAUUGAAGGCUGUCCGCCAUUUUCUGCAAAGCAAGCAGCUGAAGUUCCAAAAUCAUAUGCUGCAAAAGAGCGCCCGCCAUUUAGAGCUCCAACAAAGCACUAUUCCCAUGGACUGAAAGAGUUGAUUCAGGAGUGCUGGAAUGAGAAUCCAGCUAAGCGACCAACUUUCAGGCAAAUAAUAACAAGACUGGAGUCUAUUUAUAACAGUGUUGGUCAUAAGAGGCGUUGGAAGGUCAGACCAUUAAAAUGCUUUCAGAAUCUGGAGGCCAUGUUGAAGAAAGAUCUUAGUUUGAGUGGCCACAGUCGUUCUUCACGAUCGACCAACAAUGCAUGAGGCAAGGAUUAGUUUUUCUAGUUAGCUUAUCUGCAUGAAGAGAUUGUUCCUUCCUGUAUGGUAGUAAAAAAGGAUUCUUCUUUAGUUCAGAUCAUAGCUUUCUUCUGUGUAAUUCCACCUGUUAUCGAAUGUGAAUUCUUCCAAGUACGUUAACUUUCCCAUUUAAUUUAUGGGUUAGGAAUCAUGUUGCAUACGAGAUGUGUAUCUUCAAUAACAUUAUGCGUGUAAUAAGAAUCUGUAUUGUUCUAUCA
This is a messenger RNA of Hevea brasiliensis (rubber tree), 1781 nucleotides long. RefSeq names its product integrin-linked protein kinase 1. The record is from RefSeq and is a predicted model, not a curated record. Bases 139 to 1530 code for a protein of 463 amino acids. NCBI's taxonomy places the organism in Eukaryota, Viridiplantae, Streptophyta, Magnoliopsida, Malpighiales, Euphorbiaceae. Gene Ontology annotation, biological process: protein phosphorylation. The transcript is spliced from 13 exons. Gene Ontology annotation, molecular function: ATP binding; protein binding; protein kinase activity.